AUGGGUCAGCAAGCCAAGAAGAGGAAGCACCAGGAAGUCUCAGUUGAAAACGGGAGUUAUGAUCCGUAUGACACAGGCGAAAAUACCUCCUCAAGAUUUUCAGAUUGGUUCGAACUCUUUUCAACCCUUCGAACUCGUGUCGGUCGAAAAAGAUUCAAGCCCUAUAUUUCAUGGCACAAGGAAGAGGAAGAGAGAAGGACGCGACUUUCUUCGACCUGCAGCGAAACACCUUCAAUCCUGAAGUCGAGACUUGUUGGUGGUGAUGAAGAAGAAAUGCUGCCUAGAUAUGGUAGGGCACCGGAAUAUACGUCGAAUGAGGUGAAAGAAUCCGCUGACAUAUGUCAAAAGCAUGCCUACAACUUCGACCAGAUCCUUGAUAGUUUCAAUUCGAAGACGGCUUCAGAAACAACAACGGCUCCGGAAUUCCCUGAACCCGUUGUGUCACAUGAUUUGAACGCAAAUAGAGCGUUUAGCAUUGACGAGGUCAAUGCUGCCGUCGCUGUUUGUACCCUUGUCUCUGACAUUUGCAGAUAUCGUGGAAGACUGUCUACUGAAGACCAAGUCAUACUGCGUGAUGCCUUGAAAAGGAUGCCAUACCUCUUGACAUCUAUAGGACGGAAAAAGGAACCCAAACAGGCACUCAUGUUUCAGAUAGAGGUCUACGAGAACCCCGCAUCCACAAGCUGGGGAUCUAUUGAAAGCUUCGACACUUUGCAAAAUUGGUUAGAAUUGCUUGAGAGGUUUGACAACUGUGCGGAGCUGUAUCCAAGCAAGGGACCAGGAGGUAUGUUUAUAGUAUGA
Molecule: messenger RNA, 801 nt
Organism: Fusarium odoratissimum NRRL 54006
Lineage: Eukaryota; Fungi; Ascomycota; Sordariomycetes; Hypocreales; Nectriaceae
Exons: 1
Coding region: 1-801 (266 amino acids)
Source: RefSeq, a predicted model, not a curated record